ACUGUAGUAGUCACCACAAAGUGGCUGAAGUGAAAAUGCAGGAAGGAAAGUUGCUUUUCAACUUCGCAUGUGACUGACUUUCUCUUCUCUCCAAUGGCAACGAAAUAAACAGAAAAAUCCCUAAAACUCGCACACACUUGCUUCUGAAAACACAACUAGUUUCAUUCACACAGAAAUCAAAACCCUAAAAACUUGGAAAUGCUAUUUGAUUAGCUGAGCCAAGCCAAGCCAACCUCAACUCUUCUCCUAUGGCUUCCCUUCGUAGGCUUUACCCUCUCUGCUCUUCCUCCAUUAACAGAACGUUAUUUUCAGCUUCUGAAGCUCGUGAAGGGUUUGGAGGAAGCUUUUUUCGGGGCUAUAGUGUGAUUGCUUCGUCGGAGCAAACUAUACUGAGACCAGAUGAUGACUGUGGGCAAGUUGCGGCAGAUAGUUUCAUAACUGAUGAUGAGAUUAGGAAGAUUCGGCAUGAGUUUGAUGCUGCAAGACAGUGCUUUCACAAGGUUCCCAAGGUGCUGAAGGGAAUGCCUAAGAUGAAUCCGAAAGGAAUUUAUGUAAAUAAGAACUUAAGAUUGGACAACAUACAAGUUUAUGGUUUCGACUAUGACUACACAUUGGCACAUUACUCUGCCAAUUUGCAGAGUUUGAUUUAUGAUCUUGCAAAGGAGCACAUGGUUAAUGAGCUUAGGUAUCCUGAAGUAUGCAUGAAAUUCAAAUACGAUCCAACUUUUCCUAUUAGAGGCUUAUACUAUGAUAGGUCAAAAGGAUGUCUUUUGAAGUUGGAUUUCUUUGGGUCGAUUGAGCCGGAUGGGUGCUACUUUGGUCGUCGCAAGCUCAGCAGGAAGGAAAUAGAAGAGCUAUAUGGCACGCGGCAUAUUGGCCGUGAUCAAGCCCGUGGGCUUGAUGGUUUGAUGGAUUUCUUCUGCUUUAGUGAGGCCUGUCUUAUUGCAGAUGUUGUGCAACAUUUUGUUGAUGCUAAGCUGGAAUUUGAUACCAGUUACAUUUAUGAAGAUGUAAAUCGUGCAAUUCAGCAUGUCCAUCGAAGUGGCUUCGCUCACAGGGGAAUUCUUGCUGAUCCUCAUAGAUACCUAGUUAAAAAUGGGGAGCUAUUACGCUUUCUCAGGAUGCUAAGGGAUAAGGGAAAGAAACUUUUCUUGCUGACGAAUUCUCCAUAUUACUUUGUGGAUGGAGGGAUGCGUUUUAUGUUGGAGGAUUCUUUAGGUUACAAAGACUCCUGGAGGGAACUUUUUGAUGUUGUGAUUGCUAAAGCGAAAAAGCCGGAGUUUUAUACAUCUGAACAUCCAUUCCGUUGUUAUGACACAGAAAAGGACACUUUAGCUUACACUAAGGUAGAUGCUUUUCUUCCAAAUAAAAUUUACUACCAUGGAUGCCUAAAAUCUUUCCUCCAAAUAACCAAGUGGAAUGGCCCAGAGGUUAUAUAUUUUGGGGAUCACCUAUUUAGCGACCUGAGAGGACCCUCAAAGGCUGGCUGGCGCACUGCUGCCAUCAUCCAUGAGCUAGAAAGUGAAAUACACAUACAAAAUGAGGAUAGCUAUCGUUUUGAACAGGCAAAAUUUCAUAUAACCCAAGAACUUUUGGGUAAAUUGCAUUCCACUGUAGCUCAAAGUCAGAGAUGUGAAGCAUACAAGUCACUUUUUGAGGAGCUUAAUAAAGAGCGGCAAAAUGCACGCGGCAUGAUGAAGAGAAUGUUCAACAGAUCUUUUGGAGCUACUUUCCUCACUGACACUGGCCAAGAAUCUGCUUUUGCCUAUCACAUUCAUCAAUAUGCAGAUGUGUAUACCAGCAAGCCAGAGAACUUCUUAUUUUAUCCUCCUGAAGCAUGGCUUCAAUCACCCUUUGAUAUAAAGAUCAUGCCACAUCAUGUGAAGGUUCCAUCAACCUUGUUCGAAAAUUGAUAGAUCCAUAAACAAAUAUGAAUAGGGCAAUUCACCAAUUUUUGGAAAUUUGUUCGUCGUCAGAAAUGGCAACUAAAGUUGAUUGAUUCAUUGAGGAUUCCGCUAUCAGGAGGGCAAUGCUAAUACACUUUUGUUCCAUAAUGGAUGGGAAUAAAUGGACACAAAUAUAAGUGCUAUGCAUCGUCUUUUAUUCUUUAAAUGAUUCUGAUGUCACGAAACAUUCUCAUAUAUAUGAGCAUGAAUAUAAUUGUUUGAAUAGAAAUGAAUAUAUCUGGGAUCUUCUACUUCUACUCAGCCAAAGAACAGAAAAGAAAAAUGGCUCUCUCUCCUCUUUGAAUGUUAAGCUAAUGUUACCUCAAAAGUUUUGAAAGA
Messenger RNA from Quercus robur (English oak), 2285 nucleotides. RefSeq lists its product as uncharacterized. NCBI's taxonomy places the organism in Eukaryota, Viridiplantae, Streptophyta, Magnoliopsida, Fagales, Fagaceae. The transcript is spliced from 14 exons. Gene Ontology annotation, molecular function: 5'-nucleotidase activity. The coding region runs from base 249 to 1913 and encodes 554 amino acids. The record is from RefSeq and is a predicted model, not a curated record.